Molecule: messenger RNA, 592 nt
Organism: Antechinus flavipes (yellow-footed antechinus)
Lineage: Eukaryota; Metazoa; Chordata; Mammalia; Dasyuromorphia; Dasyuridae
Product: galectin-1-like
Exons: 4
Coding region: 105-512 (135 amino acids)
Molecular function (GO): carbohydrate binding; laminin binding
Source: RefSeq, a predicted model, not a curated record
GGUCCGACACCUCCCAGAGUUGCGCUCCCCAGGUUGGAGGUGGACGUCGAACGUGGGGGACCCAGCGCACCUGGAGACUCGCAGGAGCUUUCUCAUCCUCCGGCAUGGCUAGGGAAAUGGUCGCCUAUAAGCUGUCCCUCCGACAUGGAAGCCGCAUAAAAAUAGUGGGAGAUAUUCCACGUGAUGCCAAGCACUAUAUGAUUAACCUGGGCAGAGAUGAAUUUAACAUUGGCCUGCACUUCAACCCACGCUUCAACUAUCAAAAUAAUAUCAAGAAGAUCAUCUGCAACUCCAAGAGUGAUGGCAUAUGGGGCAAAGAAUUAAAGGAACGUAACUUCCCUUUUGUACCAGGGACCACGAUGGAGAUUUCCAUAAUCUUUGAAACACAUGAUUUUAAAAUGAAGCUGCCUGAUGGUUUUGAGUUCACUUUCCCUAAUCGUCUUAAGUUACAUACCGUCGACUACUUGGAAAUUGGUCAUGAUAUCCUGAUCAGAUCGGUGACCUUCAAAUGAGCCUUCCAAUCAAGCGGACUUCAGGCCAUUCUUGACUCUUGGGACUCUCUUAUGACUAAUAAAUGUGCUGAUGAAGAGAA